Humulus lupulus (European hop) is the source of this 690-nucleotide messenger RNA. Its product is annotated as 2-oxoglutarate-dependent dioxygenase 19-like. The transcript is spliced from 5 exons. Lineage: Eukaryota; Viridiplantae; Streptophyta; Magnoliopsida; Rosales; Cannabaceae. The coding region runs from base 1 to 690 and encodes 229 amino acids. The record is from RefSeq and is a predicted model, not a curated record.
AUGAGAGCAAUAUCUGAGACAUUAGGGUUGGAGCCUAAUUGCUUAAAAAAGGCCACCAAUUUGGAUGAAGGAUUUCAAUUCUUGACAUCAAACCAGUAUCCACCUUGUCCAGACCCUGAGAAAGUAAUUGAACUCCCACCUCACACAGAUCUAGCCCUUAUGAAUAUCCUUAUGCAAAACCACGUUGGUGGUCUUCAAAUCCUACAUAAAGGAAAAUGGGUCAAUUGGAAAGCCAUGCCCAAUACCAUGAUUGUUGGCAUUGGUGAUCAAAUCCAGAUCCUAAGCAAUGGGUUGUACAAGAGUGUGAAUCAUAGAGCAGUGGUGAAUAACAAAAGCACUAGAAUAUCAAUAGUGGCUGUGCAUGGACCAGGGAUGAACACAAAGAUUGACCCAAUACCAGAGCUCUUAGAAGCACAUGGUCAAACCCCUACUUAUUCAGGGAAUGGGAGUGUUGGAACUCAAGGCCAAAGAUGCAAGCUUUUGGAUUGGAAUGGUUAUGGGAAUAUUGUUGCUUAUGGAUAUUUCAUUUCAAAUAAUCCAAAAUAUUUAGUUCUUGAUGCCCUUAUUAGACCAUUUUCUAUGAAGGUUGGUGUUGAUUUUGCAAGAGAGCCUGAUGCAUUUCUGUGGAGUACCAAAGAAAGUGUUGGAAUUGUUAUUGCUUGGCUCGCCGACAAAGUUACAAUGAGGUGA